This is a messenger RNA of Xylaria bambusicola, 1680 nucleotides long. RefSeq names its product polysaccharide deacetylase family protein. The transcript is spliced from 6 exons. Gene Ontology annotation, molecular function: hydrolase activity, acting on carbon-nitrogen (but not peptide) bonds. Lineage: Eukaryota; Fungi; Ascomycota; Sordariomycetes; Xylariales; Xylariaceae. Bases 474 to 1415 code for a protein of 313 amino acids. Gene Ontology annotation, biological process: carbohydrate metabolic process. The record is from RefSeq and is a predicted model, not a curated record.
CCUUUCGACCGGUUUUGUGAUGCUUUACCGAAUUAUGGCAAGUCUAUAAAAUACUUCCGUACCCUUGGGCUCUUUAUGAAAUGUGUUGACCUGUUAUUAUCGGAAGAUAUGAUGAUGCAGACUUACUACUCCAACAACGCCGAGAUAAGAGAACGCUAGGAUGUCUAGAUUGAUAAAAUGUGACUAGAAAGCCUCACAGCACUGGCAGUGCUAGGGUGUGCACACAUGGACAAAAGAGAUACUUGAUAGAUAAUGAUCAACCACUGACAAGACCCGGUGUCCCUGCAGGUGUCCCGUGUGGGCAGCAAUGCGCUUUGUUGGUAUCUCUAGCUACCUACCCCGCUCUUGUUCAAGAAGCUACAUCGUCGUAACGCUGAGAUGAGCUUGAGACGGAGUACGGUCUCUCUAUUUAUGCUAACUGAGGCGAGCUAUAUCUCAAGAAUCCCGGACACUCGUUAGAACAAGAGACAACUAUGGGCAAUAAGAAGGUUCUUGUGUGCUACGGCGUUGAUAUUGAUGCAGUCGCUGGCUGGCUAGGCUCCUAUGGGGGCGAAGACAGCACUAGCGAUAUCAGUCGAGGUCUCUGGGCUGGUACAGUCGGUACGCGACGUUUACUCCAGCUCUUUCAGAAAUACAAGAUCAAGGCAUCUUGGUUCAUCCCUGGGCAUUCCUUGGAAACCUUCCCAGAGGAGUGUGCCAUGGUACGUGACGCUGGUCACGAGAUUGGUCUGCAUGGAUAUAGUCAUGAGAACCCAGUAGACAUGACGCUUGAGCAACAACGGGAUGUUCUUCACAAGACGUGGAAGCUUUUGACCGACUUUUGCGGUAAACCACCACGGGGUAGUGUUACGCCGUGGUGGGAAACAAGCAAGGAGGGCAUUGAGUUACUUCUAAGCUACGGUAUUGAAUACGAUCAUUCCAUGUCCCACCAUGAUUGCCAGGCAUAUUGGCUGAGGACCGGAGACUCCUGGACAAAGAUAGACUACAGCCAAAAAGCGGAAACAUGGAUGAAGCCUCUCAUUAAGGGCAAGGAAACUGGGCUUGUAGAGAUCCCAGGUUCUUGGUACAUCGACGACCUACCCCCGAUGAUGUUCAUGAAAAACUCGGCGAACUCUCAUGGCUGGGUUAAUCCACGUGAUGUGGAAGACAUAUGGAGGGACCAUUUCGACUACUUUUACAGGGAAUACGAUGAGUUUAUCUUUCCCAUGACUAUACACCCGGAUGUAUCUGGGCGGCCACACGUGCUUCUAAUGCACGAACGCAUUAUUGAACAUAUCAACAAGCACGAAGGGGUUGAGUGGGUGACGAUGGGUGAGAUGUGCGAUUGGUUCAAGAGCAAGAGUUCACCGUCUCCGGACGCAGUGAUGCCGACCAGCGUGGAGGAAGUCCUGAGGAGAUACCAGGCCACAGCCUAGACUGUCAUUGAUGGCAUGUGAUGAUUCAAUGUACUUCUCUUCGGAAUAUCUAAGAUCCCUGUAGCAGAUGAAUGAGAGAAGACGUGCUAUGCCAAGUGACGUGUGCAGAGCAACUAACUGAUGAUGCAUUUAUCAUACGAUUUUCUCAGCUCACAUCUCACAACUUUCAGAGUUGAGUACUAUAAGCAGUGUUAUAGGCUUCACCAAACAUGGGUCAUCGAACUAUGGCAUCAAUUAAAAUCCAAGCUAGACUUUAGUGACACGA